This is a messenger RNA of Sycon ciliatum, 2403 nucleotides long. RefSeq lists its product as uncharacterized. The record is from RefSeq and is a predicted model, not a curated record. Lineage: Eukaryota; Metazoa; Porifera; Calcarea; Leucosolenida; Sycettidae. The transcript has 3 exons. Bases 164 to 1735 code for a protein of 523 amino acids.
UGUUGGUACGCUUUCAAAGAGACGUUACGUCCGCGCUCUUGACUCUUGGUUGAUCAUUCUCACUACCAGUCUGGUGAAGUAGGGCGCUAUUCUGCUCUCUCGUCUGUCCAUUCUGCUUGCUCUUGCCUUUCGUUUCCAGUCAGGAGCUGCUUCGUCUUUUGAAAUGGAAGCUCCUGUGCCGACUUUUCACCAAUCACAACGUGCUCGAGGAGAUCUUAGGGGAAGCAUUGCUGCAGCAUCUCAUUCGCUGCAGAUAGCGUCACACUUGACAACUUCGGAUAUGGAUCGAGCUCCUGUUGCAACAUCAGCUGCUAGUCACACUGCGCGAACUUCAUCCCCAACACCCCGUUUGACGUCUUCUAACGAAGAUUCCGUUUUCUGUGGUCUGGAUCACCAGCAACGACCUCGCGUGUUCAGUUUGUUUCUGUCGAUUGUGGGCGCAUCACUCUUGCUGAGUGGAUGUGUGAUGCCAACGUGGCUUGUUCGACCCAGUACCGAGUUGCUGUUGAUGGAUGGUUCGGAGACUGUUCGCAGAAACAGCAGUGCUGUGACGCUAGGACUCUUCAUGAUAUGCGAGAGGAGCACGCUAAACACGUGCUUUACAUAUUUGUCAGCAUCAAGUCCGGAGUUUAGACCUGUUCUAUGGGAUGUUGACUAUCACACACAUAACGAGCAGCUCAUCGCUAGCCAAUCGCUAUGCGUACUGUCCGUACUCGCAGCACUAGCUGCUGUUUGCACCAUAGCGUUGCAGUGGAGAUUCAGGAAGACUGAGACAAAGUUUCGUUGUCUUGUGGUGCACGCACUGGCUUCUCUCCUCACUUGUUUCUCCUGCAUCCUGUCAGUACUGGUCUUUUACUUCUGGUCAGAUGAAGCUCUACGGCAACCGGCCGACUCUGCCGUACAAACAGGUGAUGACGUCACUGGGCGGUUUGUGGUGGGUGUAGCGUUCUACCUGGUUUCCACGGUAAUCAUGGUGUCCAUUGCCAUGGCGAUAGUGUCGCUCUACGCAGUAUGUAUAGCACAGCGAUGCAAGGCUAGUACGGAUGAAGAGGAAGGUGGCAGCGAUGUGGAGCAGCAGUUGCUUGCACUGACUGGUGAAGCAGUACCCAUAUCAGCAGCUGUGUGUGAUCUACCCCCACCGUACUCUGCUGAACUACCUUGUUGCACAUGUCAACAUGCAAGUACAGAUGCUGCAGUGAGUGACGCGAGUGCUGGUUUGAUGUCAUCGUCGUCGGCGCCAUGUUGUAACACUUUGCAGCAGGCUGAUGGAACAGUAUUUGCCACAGCCACAAACAGCGGCCCGCAUGUUGCAGAUGUAUCCGCCAGUUCUCAUGCAGUCAGCGGUGGCGCUAUACAUACAUCACGCAUUGCUCAUUCUCAGUCCCUUGUUGCAUCAUGCACUCGGGAGGAAACACCUCAGCGCACUCGUAGUAUUCGACACUCGGCGAGUGCACCAUCAUUGAUCACUAUGGAGCGGAGUAGCAGAGAGCCGACAUCACUAUUGACAUGCAAUCCUGCCAGCCCUACCACCACAUCCGCCGCGCCCCUCACACCGCCGUGUUUACGCUGUCAACCAGAGCCGUUGUUAUCACCACAAGAACUCCUAGUCAGGUACUCUGAACUAUCCACGGCAUUCCAUUUCCAAUGCGAUACAAGUGUGAUGAUGAAAGAUGCUGCCGCAGAUUUACCUCCUCCGUAUUGUCAACCUCAACCGCAGCAGCAUGUCAUGGUAUGAGCGAUAGUUUUAUAAAUAAGUACACUUUUUGUUGCUUUGCACUUGUGAAAUCCUGAGCAUGCUUCACUUGGAUCCAAUGAUUGAGCCAGUUCAACUCUUUCCAGCUAAUUAUUCCCCUAUUGUACAAUUCUGUUUGCGCAGGCAAACUUGUCUACGUACAUCUAUUGAGUUCUCCUCUAAGCCACCACUGGCAAUUGUACGUAUAUACUAUUUAUAAGCACUCCAGCAAUGUAGAUCCAUGCUGAGCAAUGCAUAUUUAUCCCAUAACCCACUCCAGUAUUUAGUCCAUGAACUUAUCAUCAACAGCUCGUUAUAUUACUAACUGUAAGCUCGUUAUAUUACCCACUGUAAGCCCGUUAUAUUACCAACUGUAAGCCCGUUCACUUGCCUGAUAUCCUCUCGCAAUACUUCUCCGUGAUAUGUUCAAAAAACCAAAAUUGACGUUUCUCUGGUAUCCUAUUUAUUCUAGAAAUAUUCCAAAUCCUUUUUAAAAACCUCUUACCCGGAUCUGCGCACUUUUCCUCUGCUCAGAUUUCACUCAGAACCUCAUGUUCUUGAUACUCGUUCAUGCAUGAAUCUUGUUUUGAUCUUGAUUUAUAGAUCCUGAUGAAAUCCUUGAAAAGACCACUGAGAACUAAAUAUUCCGCUUUUCUCCACUCUAUACUUCA